AAAAAUAACGUUUAUAGAAAUAUAAUUAAAUACGUUUUUUGAUAUUUUUUACGUUGUUUCUAUUUUAUCUAUAUUCCUUAGUUUUAAGGGAAAAUCAAAACCCCUUUUACUCGAUAAUAAUAAUUCAUCGGACCUUAGAAAAAAACGUAAGUAUUCAAUAUGAAGCACAUUUACUUGUUUAACAUUCAUAAUCUUUUUGAAUGUUUGUGAAGAAAACACACAUAAAUUGAAGCUGCCGUAAAUAUGGAGAAAUUCCAUCAUGUGAGAAGGAUAAGUGAUGACAAUACAUCCCUGAUGUUAUUAAGAAUGUUUGGAAAUGUAACUAACAAUUAUUGAAUGCUAGAUUUGCAUGCGAGGAUAUGUUUUGUGUUAACAUAUUGUGUUACUUUUCGUAUUCUAGGUUUUAGACAGACUACAUAUGUCAUGUUGAACUUGUACCGUAAAUAUUGAACUUAAUAGCAUUAUUUACUAACUUCAUUUAUUUUGUUGUUAAAAAAACGCAUCCGUUUUCUAGUAAUAGAUUUAAAACUCCUGUUGUACUAACCACUACGUAUCAUUUUUAAUUCGAUAAAUAAAUAAAAUAAUAAUUGAGCGUAAUGGUUCAAUAGUAUUAAUUUCAUGAAUUCUUGUCAAUGUUCCUCUUCAUAUUCAUAUUUCAAUUGGUAGAAGUUUCUGCAUAUAUUAAACAUAUGAAGCUUAACCUUAUCCUGGGGGCUUAUCACCAAGUCUUAAAGAAAUACUGUUGCAGUUGUGGAAGCGUAAACGACAUCUCUCUUCCGCAACUCCAAUAUCAACGUAAUAUACGUUGAGAAGUGGUGAUACGGUUUCAGGUCAUAAAUAUCGUGUCCAUAAUUCUAACUCUAAGUAUACCAGCCAGACGAAACUGGAGUAAAAGAAAUGGGCUCCGAUUUCGGUAUCACGCAUCUUGCUAGCAGUCGACAACAUUUUUAUAUUAAUCUUGAUCAAAUUGCAUGAACAAUCAUUUUGCUAAAUAGUUUUAGUAGUUUAGUAGUUGUCGUUUUGCGUUAGCAACAAAUGUAAUACUAUCACCGAAGUUCAUCUGCAUCCUCUGAAUGUUAACCUGUUUGUCAAUGUUGUGUCUCAUAAAUGAGUGUAUGUUUGUGUAUAUUUGCAUGACCUUACCGCCAUCAUCACUGCAUGUAUCUAUUUAUUUGUUUCAGUCCCUGGGAAACCAUGAAUUUGAUAACGGCGUUGCUGGACUCAUUCCGUUCAUUCAGAAUGUCACAUGCCCAGUUUUAGCUUCAAACCUGAUCCUAACCAAGGAACCAAAAUUACAAGCUGAACCUAAUCUCAUGAAUUCUGUUGUAAUUGACAUUAACGGUACGAAAAUUGGUAUAAUUGGGUACUUAACUCCUGAUACUAAAUUUAUAGCAACUAAAAAUGAAGUAGAAUACAUAAAUGAGGUGGUAGCAGUAGGAAAAGAGGCGACCAUGCUUAAAAAUAACGGAGUGAACAUUCUCAUUGCUUUAGGUCACUCCGGUUUUCUUAUGGAUUUGGAAAUUGCCAAAAGGGUAGAAGAUAUCGAUUUAGUUAUAGGAGGACAUACAAACACAUUUUUAUAUAGUGGAAAAGCCCCGGAUAUGGAAGUAGCAGAGGGAAUGUAUCCGACUUUAGUGGUACAGGAUUCUGGCAGGUUGGUGCCUGUAGUCCAAGCGUACGCCUACACAAAGUAUCUCGGGCAUUUAUACCUCAACUUUGACAAAAAUGGCGAAAUGAUCAAUUAUGAAGGUAGUCCGUUACUCUUAAACGAUUCAGUACCGCAUGAUCCAGCAGUAUUGAAAAUAGUCAACCAAUAUAGAGAAGAUAUACAAAAACUUACUGAAAAAGUUAUAGGAAUCACUUCAGUAAUUGUAGAUGGUGAAUCCUGUCGCUCAAAAGAAUGUAGCAUGGGUAAUGUAAUCACUGAUGCGAUGAUACAUAGAUAUGCUUCAGAAUACAGCGGAGUUGGCUGGACUGACGCCCCUGUAGCCAUUGUACAUGGCGGCGGCAUACGAUCUUCAUUUCAUUAUUUAAAAUUACCAUCAAAUAUCACAAGAGGAGAUGUUUUACGAGUGAUGCCUUUCGAUGGAACCGUGAUGAAAGUGGAAUUAGCUGGUAUUGAUAUACGGAAGGUGCUUGAACAUUCCGUACACCGCUACAAUGCCCUGUUUCCAACUGGUGAAUUUCUACAGAUGUCAGGAAUGAAAGUAGUUUAUGAUUUAAAAAAGCCUCCUCACCAAAGAGUUAAGUCUGUUCAUGUAAGAUGUGGCGAAUGCACACGACCUAUUUACGAAGUACUCAAUAAAACCAAGGAAUAUAAAAUAUUGAUGCCUGCAUUUUUGGCAAGCGGAGGCGAUGGAUAUGACAUGUUUACAGAAUUACCUCAAGUCAGUUUGCACUUAAGCGAAAUCGAGUGCACAGAAACAUACAUCACAAGUCAUAGUCCGCUGUAUCCUGCUAUAGAAGGAAGGAUUAUUAUCAAACAUCAAGAUCAAAAUAACGAUACUACUAUUUUAAGAGGAAAGAUGUUGAGCUGAUGAAUAGUGCAGCUUCAUGUAUAACUAGCUUUUCCUUUUUUCCUUGAUAAGGAAGAGAACUGAUUUAAGUUCUGCUUAUGAAAGACUUCAUCUGAAUUUCCCUUAAACUUCUAAACUAGCCUUACAGGAAAACGGCGGUGAUCAUAUUGUGGGGUGGCAAAAAAUCAGAAUUAAGAUUCUGGUUUUGAAGAAGUAAUGAAAAGGUCAGUGGAGUACUAAUACUGUACGGAGUAAUAAUACUGUUAUAAAAUUAGUAUGAUAUUAACUAAAAGCUAACGCUGAGAAUUUUAUAUAAGCAAAUAGGCAAGGUACGUGUUUCAAAGAGUGUACCAAGUGGGGCUAAUCUUUUAUCAUUUUAAACGUAUGCAGCCAGCAUCUUUAAUUGGUAUGUCUACAAUCGCUCGACGUACGGAAGUGACAAGUCUAAGCUGAAAGACCUAUCAAUGAACUGUCAUUUCCGUUUGUUUAGGAUAUCGCUUUUAUGGUAAUGAUACUUAGAAAUGUCACUUACCUACGUAGUCAGUGUUGGCAAGUAAGGGGUUUAUUUUCUUCUAAAUACGGUGAUUUUUGGUUCUUCCAUGUAUCUUUAUUUACUUAAGAAUAAAAUUGCAAUUGCAA
This is a messenger RNA of Trichoplusia ni (cabbage looper), 3155 nucleotides long. Its product is annotated as protein 5NUC-like. Gene Ontology annotation, molecular function: 5'-nucleotidase activity; nucleotide binding; metal ion binding. Gene Ontology annotation, cellular component: plasma membrane. The transcript has a single exon. Bases 1074 to 2537 code for a protein of 487 amino acids. The record is from RefSeq and is a predicted model, not a curated record. NCBI's taxonomy places the organism in Eukaryota, Metazoa, Arthropoda, Insecta, Lepidoptera, Noctuidae. Gene Ontology annotation, biological process: AMP catabolic process.